Molecule: messenger RNA, 441 nt
Organism: Rotaria socialis
Lineage: Eukaryota; Metazoa; Rotifera; Eurotatoria; Philodinida; Philodinidae
Source: the annotation of a GenBank genome assembly
AUGCCUAGCAAUAUCGAUGAUGAUUUAAGUGCCAUUGUGAUUGAUAAUGGAUCAGGUAUGGUGAAAGCUGGCUUUGCUGGUGAAGAUGCACCACGAGCCGUAUUUCCAGCUGUAGUCGGUCGACCACAUUAUACUGUUAUUAUGCCCGGUAUGGGAAAUAAAGAUUCCUACAUUGGAGACGAAGCUCUAGCAAAGAAAGGUGUAUUAACAAUACGAUAUCCAAUUGAACAUGGGAUUGUAACAAAUUGGGAUGAUAUGGAGAAAAUCUGGCAUCAUACAUUCUACAAUGAACUACGUGUGGCACCAGAAGAACAUCCAGUGUUACUCACCGAAGCACCAUUGAAUCCAAAAGCGAAUCGCGAAAAAAUGACACAGAUUCUUUUCGAACAAUUCAAUACACCUGGUAACAAUUCUUCUUUUUUAUUAGAACAGAUUUUCUAA